Trifolium pratense (red clover) is the source of this 3369-nucleotide messenger RNA. Its product is annotated as F-box/LRR-repeat MAX2 homolog A. Gene Ontology annotation, biological process: SCF-dependent proteasomal ubiquitin-dependent protein catabolic process. Lineage: Eukaryota; Viridiplantae; Streptophyta; Magnoliopsida; Fabales; Fabaceae. Gene Ontology annotation, molecular function: protein binding. Gene Ontology annotation, cellular component: SCF ubiquitin ligase complex. The transcript has a single exon. The coding region runs from base 907 to 3039 and encodes 710 amino acids. The record is from RefSeq and is a predicted model, not a curated record.
AACAUGUCUUUUUUUAUCUAGGUUUUGCAUAAUAAAUACAGACAGACGCAAAUGGUACUAGUAAUAAAUAAUAGUAAUAGUCAUGCUAACUAGUAUCAUAGGAAUACUAUUUUUUUUUACUAAGCAUAUAUGAAUACUAAUUAAAAAAUAAAAAAAACAAGUCAAUUUUAUAUUUCAAAUAAUAAUUUUUAUAGUUUUUUAAAAAUUAAGAUUAUUUUACUAUCAUUAAUUAAUUUAUUGUUAAGUUACUAAAACACUAGUUAGAGUUUUGUUAUUAGUAAUAAAUAAAUAAAAAAAGUAUAAUGUAGAGAGAGAUUUGGUAUGCAGCAGCAUUACAUUACUUUCCCAUAGAGUGCAGUCAGGAAUUUAGUGACUGCAGUGCAGUCGGCUACGUCCAGUCCGUCUGAUCAAGAUCAUACAGUCUAAAGUUUAAGAUCAAUUUUAUAAUUAAAAUCUGAUCUUAAAAUCUGAGUCAUCUGAUCUUAAUCGGACAGUCCAUAUUUGAUUUAAUGACUACAGUGCAGUCAACUACAGAAUCCAAAUCCCAUGGCUUGCCCUUUACAAAAAUCCAAACCAUCCGUCGUCGUCCUUUUCAAUCUCUCUCUCUCUCAAUUUUGCAGAGCAUAGGCAGAUACAUACAUCGUAUUCACGUGGCUAUGCUUGACCCAAUCCACCAACCAACAAAGUGUUUUCUCACUCUGAGAAUGAAUGACUAAUAAUACCCAUAUUAUCAUCCCUUCCAUACCAUACCAUAUACUACUGUAGUACUCCAUCAUCGAUCUAUCUAUCUAUCUAUCUAUCUAUCUCACAACUCACAACCUGCCACAACAAUCAAUCAAUCAAUAACCCUUAACUCAUUAAAUUAAAUCUUCCCAUCAUCAUCAUCAUCAUCUUACCAGCGCAGCUAUGGUUGGAAACAACCUAGCUACCUCCGUGACCCAACUGCCGGAGGAGAUUCUAUCCAAAGUCUUCGCCGGAAUCACUCACACACGAACUCGAAACUCACUCUCACUUGUAUGUCAGAGUUUCUACCGAUUAGAGAGGAAAACGCGAACUUCCCUCACGCUCCGAGGAAACGCGCGUGACCUUUACAGAAUUCCAACUUCCUUCACACACGUUACCAAUCUCGAUGUUUCGCUACUCUCACCGUGGGGUCACGCGCUCUUCUGUUCACCCAUCACCGCUGAUUCACCGCUUCUAGCCCAACGUCUCCGAAAUGCUUUCCCGCGCGUCACUUCACUCACUCUCUACGUGCGUCACCCUCAAACACUCCAAUUACUCCUCUUCAACCACUGGCCGGACCUCCGUCAACUUCGUCUCGUCCGAUGGCACCAGCGUCCUCAGGGGUUACAACCGGGCUCCGAUUUCGCCGCCUUAUUCUCGCGAUGCCGAUCCCUCACUUCGCUCGAUCUCUCAUCGUUUUACCACUGGCCAGAGGAUCUCCCACCGGUUCUGUCAGCGAACACCGCCGCCACCGCUUCGCUCCGUCGUUUGAACCUCCUUACGACAUCCUUCACCGAAGGAUUCAAGUCUAACCAAAUUGAAUCCAUCACCUCAUCUUGCCCUAACCUGGAGCACUUUCUCGUCGCUUGCAAUUUCGAUCCUAGAUACAUCGGAUUCGUAGGUGAUGAAACUUUGUUGGCUAUUGCUUCCAAUUGCCCCAAGCUCAAACUCCUUCACAUGGCUGAUACCUCCUCCUUUACGAAUCCUAGAGGAGAUGAGGAGGCUGGAGAGGAUGCUAGGUUAAACCGCGGCACCCUUGAAGCGUUGUUCUCUGGGCUUCCACUUUUGGAAGAGUUGGUUCUAGAUGUUUGUAAAAAUGUCACUGAGAGUAGUGUUUCUUUGGAGAUGUUAAGUUCCAAGUGUCCUAAUUUGAAGGUUGUGAAGUUGGGUCAGUUUCAAGGGAUUUGUUUGGCAAUUGGGUCACGGCUUGACGGAAUCGCCCUUUGCCAUGGGCUUCGAUCCUUGUCUGUUAACAACUGUGGUGACCUUGAUGACAUGGGGUUGAUUGAGAUUGGCAGAGGAUGUUCCCGGUUGGUGAAGUUUGAGAUUCAGGGAUGCAAGCUUGUUACUGAAAAAGGGUUGAGGACCAUGGCUUGCUUGCUUCGAAGGACCUUGAUUGAUGUCAAGGUUGCUUCCUGUGUCAACCUUGACGCUGCAGCUACUCUCAGAGCUUUCGAGCCUAUUCAGGACCGGAUUGAGCGACUUCAUUUUGAUUGCGUGUGGAAGGAAAAUGACAACUUUGGACAUGGUUUUUGCAACUUUGAUCUGAAUGCUUUGGAUGGACUGAAUGGUUCUGAAUUAAUGGAUUCCUUUGGUCGUGACGAAUGUGGAGAAGAUACUAGCAAUAGGAAGAGGCAGAAAUGCGAGUAUGGAUCGGAGGCUGAUGAUUCAUUUUUGCAAAGCAAUGGCAACAGCAAUGGUUACUAUGGCAAUAGCUGGGACAAGCUGCAGUAUCUUUCUCUUUGGAUAAAGGUUGGUGAUCUUUUGACUCAAUUACCAUCAGCGGGGUUGGAAGAUUGCCCCAAUCUAGAGGAGAUCUGUAUAAAAGUGGAAGGAGAUUGCAGAGGGCAGCCAAAACCGGCAGUGAGCGAAUUUGGUCUGAGUAUUUUGGCCUGUUAUCCUCAGUUGUCAAAGAUGCAACUGGAUUGUGGUGAUACAAAAGGUUUUGUAUACACGGCACCUUCAGGACAAAUGGAUUUGAGCUUGUGGGAGAGGUUCUUCCUCAAUGGAAUUGGCAGUUUGAGUCUGAAUGAACUUCAUUAUUGGCCACCACAAGAUGAGGAUGUGAACCAGAGGUGUUUGUCACUUCCAGCUGCUGGCUUGCUACAAGAAUGUUAUACUCUGAGGAAACUUUUCAUUCAUGGGACUACUCAUGAACAUUUCAUGAACUUUUUCCUCAAAAUACCAAACCUAAGGGAUGUUCAGCUGAGAGAGGAUUACUAUCCAGCACCAGAGAAUGACAUGAGCACAGAGAUGAGGGUGGGAUCAUGUAGCCGCUUUGAAGACGCGUUGAAUAGGCGUCAAAUCUGUGACUGAUCAAUUGUAAUGUUUGCUUCAUCCCUGACCAUGGUUUUGCUAGGAUGCAACAACCGAGAGAAAAAAGAGAUAGUUCUUAAGGUUAUAGAGCGUUAUUUGUUAUUGCCAGUUGUUAACAUCACUAAGGCCUUGGUAGAUUAUUUGUCACUUUCCCACUUUUGGCACUGUAAAAUUGUGGGACUCGUGUAGGAUUUUUGAGUCUCAAGUGUAAUCAUUCUACCCUCGGCCUAUUUUGUUCUUUUCAUUGUUGUACAAAUGAUGAGCAGGAGAAAAUGCAUCAUCUCUCAUACAAACUUUCAUGAUCAAGGAAAAAGUCUAAUGUUUUAAGGA